This is a messenger RNA of Hippoglossus stenolepis (Pacific halibut), 4065 nucleotides long. RefSeq names its product podocalyxin-like 2 (gene podxl2). Lineage: Eukaryota; Metazoa; Chordata; Actinopteri; Pleuronectiformes; Pleuronectidae. The transcript is spliced from 13 exons. The record is from RefSeq and is a predicted model, not a curated record. The coding region runs from base 399 to 2438 and encodes 679 amino acids.
GUGGUGUGAACAGCAGCCAGCGGCAGUCACACGGUUAUUUCAGCGUCGUUGCAGCAGCAGAGGAGGAAGAGGAGGAGGAAGAUCACAUCCUGCAGCUCUGUCCUCCAGCCUCACACCGGAGACUCACGCGGAGUGAACCCGCAGCACAGAGCACACAGAGCGGCCGCGAGCAGCGCGUCUCCGCGAAGACCUCCAUCCACCCAGAGAGCCGGUGAGGAAGAGGAGGAGGAGGAAGAUCACAUCCUGCUGAGCUCUGUCCCUCCGUCUGUCCUCCAGCCUCACAACGGGGACACACACCGGGGACACACGCAGGGAGCCCGCAGCCCUUCAUCUAUCCAGAGUCCAUUCAGAGCCGGUGAGGAAGAGGAGGAGGAAGAGGAGGCAGCACUGCAGCAGACAUGCCGGGCCCACUCUUCAUCACACUCAUCAGCGCUCUCGUGUCCAGCUGUGACGGUUUCAGACGGACCUCGUCCCAGCGCGUCUUACCGCUCAGACAGGAUGAAAGCCCAGCCCUGCCUCAUUUCAUCCAGGAAUUAGUCCGAACCAAACGCCACUCAGUCCAGGAGCUGGUGCGAGCCCAGCCUCACUUGGUUCAUGACAUGGGCUGGCCCGAGAUUCAUGAAAUAUCCAGAUCCGAGGUGGAGUCUAACUCGUCUCAGUUAAAACCACCGUCCUCCGGAGGUCAGGACGCAGCCAGGACCCCGGCCGCUGUGGACGAAGACGUGGAAGAGGAGAUGGAGCGCAUGGUCCAUUUGGCAGCUCCACAGGACGCAGGAGGUUACAGGGCUCACACGGACCCAGACACGGAGCCCUUCGGUGGGCCGGGUGCCGGCGAUGCCUCCCAGGAGGCCUCUGGCUUCUAUGGAACGGACACGGAGGACAGAGACAGAGGAGAGGAGGGAGGAGAGGACCGAGAGAGAAGAGGAGGAGGAGAGGACGAGUGGGAGGAGAGAGACAGGAGAAGGGGGGACGAGCGUGACGCUUCAGACGUGAGCCACCUUACCCCAGAUCUGGACGCUCUGAUUGGCUACAGUCCAUCCCUCCACCCCUCCAGCUCCCUGCAGCCCAUCAUCUCCUCCCCAGCUGAGCUGCAUGAUCCUGGGCUACAGGAACAUCGAGCGUCCCCUGUCCUGGAGAUGGGUCCUUUAGAGAGGGAGCUGUGGGAGGCCGAGGGGGAGGAAGACGUUCAGUCCAGUGGAUAUGGAGUCCGUCACUCCUCCAUCGCUACCACGACGACAACAUCCACAUCCGCCUCCACUGCUGCUGCUGCAGGCGGAGACGCUGCAGGAACCUCCACCCCUGAGACGGACACUGGCACUGACUUCGGGCUGCUGGGAAGUUUUACAAAAGAUGAGACGGAGGAUGAGGAGACAGAGCGGGAGGAGGAAGAGGAACACGCCGGUCUGUUUACCCAGAAACCCACUGUAGCAGAGGUCGGCCUGGCCCCCAGCAGAGAGCCUCUACAGCCCAGUGUGGAGGAAGAAGAGCGAGGGAAUAAAGACAGACUGAAUGACCGAGGAGCCGAGGUGGAGGAGGAGAGCUGGAAGAAGAUGGAGGGAGAAGGAGGUGUAAUCCGUCACAUCGUCCCGAUCACCACAGAUCCCUUGCCGACCAUCAGCUUCACCGACCCGGCCUGGAAUUUGUUAGACAAGACCACGCCCCUGGAGGCCCAGGGGUCGGAGGUCAGGGGCGGGGGGGCGAUGACUGCCACCGAGAACAUGAAGGAGGCACAGCAGGUGGUGUGUAUAGACUGGAAGGACCUGGUUGGACGUGGGUAUGUCGUCCUCAACAUGACGCAAAACCUGAACUGUGAGGAGUUCCGUGUGGACCAGGGUGUGCGGUUGCUGAAGAUCAUCGAGCGAGUGUUUGCUUGGAAGAUGAACAGCCCUGAGGGAUCAUGGGUACUCUUCCUCAGCAAGCCCACACACCAGCAACACCAGCUCCUGAUGAACGUGGCAUCUGGCCAUGGUGUGAUCGGCACUGGUGAUGUGCUGAACAUGUUGGGGGAGAUCAGGAAAAGUUUGAAUAAGGUGGGGAUCCAGAGCUACAGUGCCACCAGCCGCUGUGUGUCUCGGCCCAGUCAGACACGCAGCGACUACGGGAAGCUGUUUGUGGUGCUGGUCAUCAUCGGCUCCGUCUGCAUGGUCAUCAUCACUUCUGGGUUCAUAUACAUCUGCUGGCAAAGACGACUGCCUGCAACCAAGACGACGUUUCGCGCUGAGGAGCUUCACUUUGUGGAGAAUGGUUGCCACGACAACCCCAUGCUGGACGUGACCAACGACAACCAGCCUGAGAUGCAGGAGAAGAAGCCGAGCACGAACGGACUGACGGUGGGGGGCGAGAGAGGAAAGGACGACAGCAGUCGCUGGCAGGUGUUUGUCAAUCAAGGAGCGGCUGAGGAGGAGGAUGAGGAAGAGGAGCAGGACACACAUCUCUGAUGGAGGAAGAGGAAGAGGAGACAGGUUAUGAUGGAUGGGCGUCUUUGAUAGAUGACAAGUGGAGCCCAGAGAGAAGAAGAAGAAUAGGAAGAUGGCAGCAAAGAAAACAAGGUGUCUUCGAUGGAGGGAAGAUAGGAAGUGAGGGAGAGGAGGUGGAGAAAGAAAAGAGAGAAGUGGGGAUGAAGGCGAAAAAAGCCUGAGGGACAGAUGUGUGGUCCAGGAGCAGGAGUCACUGACGUCAUCACAGAGAUUAGACACCGAGCUGAACAUCACAUACAUGAAUUCAUGGAAAAACAAUCAAAUCUAAAACCAUUUAAAAUUGUUGUUAAAGACGGACGUCAGAUCCCAACUUGAUGUUAGAAAAUAUCACCAUUACAUAAACGAUCUGUUUAAUGUGCCUUAUGUUUUUAGCUCUUGACAAUGUGGCUGCAUGAGACAAUUAACACAAACAACCCAUCACAGAGCAAAGCACCUUUUUCCAGCUUCAACGCUUGAAUGUAAAGAAGCAAUUGUUUCAUUUGUGUCACAUGGAAACAACCAUUACUUGACACUAUGAUCUGACCGGCAGCCGGAAUCCAAAAGAAUGCACAUAGGCUGAAAGUACGGAUAAUAAUGUCAUAAUUUAAAAUGUAUAUUGAGAUGACAAUGUUUGCAGGACAAGAAGUCGGGUACAAACCAAAACCUACGAUGAGUCUAAAAAACGUAAUUUAACCAGAAGGUCGCUCAGAGGUCACUUUAUUGUUCCUGGAUCCGACCCAUAACCCUAUUCUAAAGUCUAAUGAAAAAUAUCCUGGUGAGUUUUACAUCCCUGCAGAUGAUCAGUGGUUUUACCUCCACGUCUAACUCCGGUGACGGCAGCGACUCCUCUCGGCUUCUCCUCCGAAAUCACCGAACAGGAAGUUGAGCCUGUAGCGACUUUGAAAGUAAGGUUUUGGCACUUUAUCGAUUCCUCUUUGGAAAUAGUGACUAUCAUCGCUGAAAUGCUGCAUCACGUUAAAUGUAUAACAUAAAGCGAUUUCAAACAUCUCUAUUUUGCUUAUAGGAAUGGUUGUCACUGCUGAGGAUGUUUACUGUUCCCUCUGCAACAACACGCGUUAAAUGUACUUACGUGCUGUUAGCCUGAUGCUUCUCUUUAACGGUGCUGGAAUGGCUGCUCUAUGCUCCUCAGUAAAUCUUGAGGCUUUGACACACGGGCAACAUUUAGAGGCCAAAAGCAUGAGAAUAAAGUGAGUUACAGUGUAGAAGUCAAAGUUACAGAACCUCGAGUCCAAGUCGAGCCCCAAGUCUUCUGUCUUUAGUGUUGAAUGUUCAAGUCAACACGUCACGUGCAGGUCACUCAUCUAAUGUCCGAGUCACUUUGAUCCCAUCUGUAUUACUGUGGUUAUAAUAUCCGAGGCUCAGCGAUCAGUGAUUAAUUGAGUAUCAGGAUCAUGUCCGUGUUGCCAAAAGUAUCUUCAAGACACUAAGAUCGUGUACAAGUCACCAUGGCACAUUUCAGUCGUUUUGGUAAUGUCAUUAAAGAUCUGUCACAGCUUUGUGAUCGUGAGAUAUAACAGUGUUCCAGUCGCUCAAGUCGUGUCUGAACGACCAGGAGUUUGUCUGAGUCACUGUCCGAGUCAGUAGGAUC